AUGGCGGCGCCUUUCCCCAACCUGUACACACACCGAAAGGUUGCCGAGUCUGCCGCCAAAGCCUGCGACAUUUGCUACAAGCCCAGCUCAUCUGUGCUCAUCACGCCUGACAAAAAGGACUUCUUCUACGUCUGCCCUGUCCACCUGAAGGAUCGGAACUUUGCCACUCCCAAGAUUGAUGAGGAUGCCAUCAAGGCCAAGCGGGAGAAGGAAUUGGCGGAGGAGAAGGACAAGCUGAUGAAGGAGUACCAAGAGAAGCAGCGCAAGAAGAAGGAAAAGGAGAAAGAGAAGGACAAGGACAAGGACAAGAAGGAUGGAGACAAGGAUGGAGACAAGGAUGGAGACAAGGACAAAGACAAAGACAAAGACAAAGACAAAGACAAAGACAAAGAAAAGAAGGAGAGCAAGGAUGAGACUGAAGCAACUCCGAAAGAGGAAGACGAGCCGCGCGUGUUUGAACUCAAGAGUGCCUUCUAUCAACAGCGUCUGCAGCGUAAACGCCAAGCCGAAGCCGCCAAAAGGGACCGCGAGAGAGCAUCUCAGCCCAACUAUUUCCCGUCCGUGCCAACAGAGCCACCGAGAAAGUAA
Molecule: messenger RNA, 588 nt
Organism: Trichoderma virens Gv29-8
Lineage: Eukaryota; Fungi; Ascomycota; Sordariomycetes; Hypocreales; Hypocreaceae
Exons: 4
Coding region: 1-588 (195 amino acids)
Biological process (GO): vacuolar transport
Cellular component (GO): endosome
Source: RefSeq, a predicted model, not a curated record